AUGAGUAGUUUUGACUCUAAAGGUCAAGAGGUCAUUUCCUGUGACCUUUGUUCUCAUCCUACACAUCAGCAUUUCUGCAAUGACUGUCAGACAUCUCUAUGUACUGACUGUGUCAGUGAACAUGUGGACAAACUCAAGUCUCAAACUCAUGAUAUUGUUCCUUUCAAGGACAGAAAACAAGAACUUAUAUUUACUCCCUGUCCUUUCCACCAAGGUCAAAGGUGUGAAGCCCACUGCAAACAGUGUGAUGUCAAUGUCUGCAUCAAAUGCAUUCUGGGUAAUCAUGCAUCCCAUCCAGUGUUGGAAAUGGCUGAGGCCAUUAAGAAAAAGAAAGACGAGAUUGAACAAGAAACGCAUGAGAUACAAUCAGUCAUCAUUCCCAAAUUUCGAAAAGAGAAGGAAAAAAGUAAAAGCAAUAUUUUGGAAUCAGAAGCAAGAUGUGCUGAACUGAGAAAAGAAGUUGAAAUUCAUAGAAAACUCUGGCACCAAGAAGUGGAUGAAGUCUUUGACAAAAUGAUAUCAAAAAUCAAAUUCAUGACAGACAAGCAUAUAACAGCACUGAAAAUUCACCAAUCCAAGCUCAGGAGUAUGCUUCCAAACAUGUUCCAAACCAUCGAAAAGAACAGGGAGAUACUAAAGAACUACAGUGCUUCUGCUCUAACAGAUCACAAAUCAAGAUUACAUGAAUUCCAGGAUAUCCCUUCAGUCAUUGAUAUCACAAUUCAUGAACUGAAUACCAUAACAAACAAAGGGACAGAACUCAGUAUAGAGUUGGGGGACUUCAGAGCCUCCCUGACCCAGAUGACACUCACUGGUCCAACAGAUGAUGUCUCAACAGGUUCACUGAAAGCAUUGUCAGAAAAAGCCACAGUGGUUGCCAAUAUUCCAACUAAAUUGAAGAACUUGAGAAGUUUGGAGUGUGUUGGAGCAGAUGAAGCUUGGGUCAGUGGUGAGGAUAAAACAGUGAGAUGUUUUGACAUUCAUGGUUCAGAGCGAGAUGCCGUAACUACUACCUGUCCCAUAGCUCCAAAUGAUAUUGCAGUGAACCAACACGGUGAACUUCUUUACUGUGAUGGUCAUAAUAAAACUGUGAAUAUAGUCAGAAAUUAUAAGACAGAGACGCUGUUCACAACACCACAGGGCUGGCAUCCUGAUGGACUGUGUUGUACAAGGAGUGGGGACAUCCUAGUCAGCUUGGGAACUACUGAUUUCCAAAGUCGCAAAAUUGUCUCCUAUGAAGGAACUACACUGAAGCAAGAAAUGGAUAAAGACGAUCAUGGAAACCCAAUCUUCAAAGGAGGUGAAUAUGCUCUUUAUGUGGCAGAAAACAACAAUGGCGACAUAUGUGCCUCCGAUCAAAAUGCAGACAGUCUGGUUGUAAUGGACAAUUCAGGUAAAAUUCGAUUCCGAUAUGACGGCACACCAGUCAGAAAGGACAACCACUUCAGUCCAAGACAGAUAGCCACUGAUUCCUUAAGUCAAAUCAUUGUGGCAGAUGCACGCAACAACAGCCUUCACAUCCUUGAUCAGAAUGCGCAGAUGCUGAGAUAUGUAGAGGACAGUUUAUUGGAGAGACCAAUAGGACUAAGUGUGGACAGCCAGGGGAGGUUGUGGGUGGGGCUACUGUCUGGAGAUAUCAAAGUCAUUCAGUACAUAAAAUAAAAUAUAAUGGAUGACACUUGUGAUCUUCUCAUCUGUCUCACUUGACCAAGCAAAUUUUCUUAUCUGUGUCAAAGCUUUCCAAGUUAGAAAGAAGAGAAAGCAUUUGACUGAGGAAUAGGUGAUUGGACAUUAUCAGUCAUGAUAUCAAAUGGCCAAAUAUUCUGAAAUUUGUUAACUAGUCUAUUUUGUUUAAUCAGCUUGUGCAAUGUUGUUAUGUUAUUUUAUGUCAUUAGAAAUAUUUUAAAAUUUGUUGACAAUCUUUUAUUCAGUUUGUGCAUUCCUUUCGUUU
Saccostrea echinata is the source of this 1951-nucleotide messenger RNA. RefSeq names its product E3 ubiquitin-protein ligase TRIM71-like. The record is from RefSeq and is a predicted model, not a curated record. The transcript has a single exon. Gene Ontology annotation, biological process: positive regulation of DNA-templated transcription. Bases 1 to 1662 code for a protein of 553 amino acids. Gene Ontology annotation, molecular function: zinc ion binding; protein binding; ubiquitin-protein transferase activity. Gene Ontology annotation, cellular component: nucleoplasm; chromatin. NCBI's taxonomy places the organism in Eukaryota, Metazoa, Mollusca, Bivalvia, Ostreida, Ostreidae.